CAACACUAUUAAACAAUCCACAAUAUGAUUAAAGCUACGAAAAUUUUAAAGAAACCUUCAGCUGAUUUUUACAAGUCUAAAUUAAAAAUGAAAACUAAUGAAAAACUCGAUCAACAGCAACAACCAGUAAAUGGAUCCAGUGAUUCCUCCGAUCAACAGCAACCUUUGAAAAGUUUUAGUUUAAAAGGAAAUCAAUUAAGUGGCAGUAUAUUAAUUGGAAAUUAUAAUUAUUUGACCCAAUUGGAGGUGAGUGAAAACGAAAUGGAAGUUUUGGAUUUAAGUUCUUUGGCACAAUUGGAGACCUUAAAGUGCAGUCAUAAUAAGUUGUUGGAAAUAAUGUUGAACGGCAGUAAUUUAACAUCAUUGAUUGCCGAUUCUAAUUGUAAGUCUUCACUCCAUCAAAUAUCACCUAUUCCCAGCAAAUUAUAUCAUGUCGAUAUAUCAAACAACUAUUUCACCGAAUUACCCAAAUGGCUUAACGAGUGUGAAAUGUUGGAAACGCUCAAUGCUUCUCACAAUCAAUUACAAAAAGUAACCGAAUUUCUGCUCACAAGUAAGACAAAAAAAUUACGUGAUCUUAAUUUGGCCUACAACAAUUUGAGGAUCAUUGAAAGAUUACCGGAACGUUUUGAAAUGCUGGAGAAGCUACAGUUGCAUAGUAAUGAAAUACAACUAUUAACCGACAAUUUAUUUGCCAUAACAAGACAAUCAUUGAAAUAUUUAAAUCUGUCCUGUAAUAAAUUACAAAUUUUACCUCCUGUGGUAGAGGAGUGGACGGAACAAGAUUUUGUGCUGGAAAGAUUAUUUGUGACCAGUAACAAUUUAGAUGAUCGCAUAUUUGAGGUUUUAAAACAGGCUAAAAAUUUAAAGAUUUUAUAUGCUGCUUACAAUAAGAUUACUGGAAUAAUGGAUGAGUGUUUAAAGGAGUUAAAGGAUCUGGAGGAAUUAAUGUUGUCGGGCAAUUUAUUGCAACAGUUGCCCGAUAGUGUUUGCAAUUUGAGACAAUUGCAGGUUUUAAGGGUCCAUUCUAAUCUAUUGUUGUUUACACCGCCCUUAAGUAAAUUGACAUCUUUAAAGGUCUUAGACUUGGCUCAUAAUCAUUUAGAUCAUUUGGACUUGAUAAGUGUAGUGCCUCAAAAUCUAAAAUAUUUGGAUUUAUCUUGUAAUCUACAACUUCAGGUCGAUGAGAGACAAGUGCAAAUGUGUCGUACUCAAAGAAAAUGGAGCUUGGUAGAUGUAUCGGGUAAAAAUCGUAUAAAUUUACCCACGAGAAAAGCAGAGGGUCAUCAAAAAGAAACUUGUGCUGCAAAUCAACAAACACAUAAACCACCUUGGUUGUUGGGGUUUUCAGAGACCCCAGGAAAAUGUCGAAAACUUUUGGUGACCCAACUAAGAGAAUGUAAAUUUCGUAAUGACGAGGCUUUACUUGGCAUGUUUGUUAGUACAUCCUCACAUGCUUCAGCAGCUUCGAAAAUGGCUCAAAUGAUGCCCAAAUUACUGCAGCAGGAGAGAUGUGUUAAAGAGAAUAUAGGAGAGUAUAUGAAAUAUACACUCUUGGCGGCUCAGCAAAAAUUAAGCGAUCAACCUUUAGGGGCCGCCAUAUUAUGUCAUAUUUCCAGAGAAAAUACUCCACUCAAAGAUAUGGUGAGACCCCAGAAAACAAAACGUUAUGUACUGAGAGUAGCCAGCAUAGGUAAUGCGGGAGCUUAUUUGAUUAGAAGAACUAGUAAUGUGGAACUGGUGUCAAAACAAAAUAACUCCUAUUUAAAAAUGCCCUCGUCUGCUCUUAGUCUUAAAGAUCCUUGUAUUGCCGAGUGUGUGCUGGGCAACGACGAUGAAUAUUUGAUUAUUUGUAAUCAAGGCAUAUGGUCAGUUUUAGAUGUCGAUCGAAUGGCUCGUGAAAUACGUAAAGAGGAAAAUGUGGUUCUGGCGGCCAAGCGGGUGCAAGAUAUUGCACAAAGUUUUGGUUCGAAUGAAAAUCUUAGUGUAAUCGUUAUAAGAUUCAAAAAUAUUGGCACAGAUGUGGACUAUCUAAUAAAAGAGCUUAAACAGACUGUGCGCCGAAAACCUCAAACAUUGACGAGUAAUUCGGCUCUACUGCCGAAUGUUUGCAAACGGGCGUGUUGUGAUCGUAAUACAAAUUGUCGCCAUCGUUUGGGAUCAACGCGUCAAAUUGCUGCUAUAGCAGCUCGUGGAAGUGAUCGUUCCUCGCCUAGUGGUCAAAGUGAUCAAGCUUUAAGCUUAAUAAAUCAUAAAACAGACAAUGACAAUGAAUAUAUCUUAGCUCAUGCCCGAGUUUUGGAAGAAACCACCGAAAUGGAAAUGUUAGAUGAAACCGACUCCGUUCUAUCCGAAGAACAAUUUAAGUGUUGGGAAUAUAUGCUGGAACAAAAUACCCAAUUACUUUUUGACAAAGAACUCAAUACCAUCUCUAAAUCGUUUACCAAAAAUCGUAAUUCUGAACGUAAAUCUACAAAUCGUUCCCCGGUCGAACGUUAUGAUUACAAAUCGAAUUUAUUGAAAUCGAAUACUCAAAAAUUCAUUUCCACCAGUUCUCCCCAAUUACUCUAUUCGGAGGUUAAGAAACCCUCUAUAACCCAAACACACAAUCACAACCAUCAGCCCACCUCUCAGCAGCAACAGGUUUCGUUUCUUUCAAAACACUUCGGUAGUUCACGUUCUUUCGGUGCUGCUUACAAUUUGUUUUCCGAUGCCAAAAGUCGUGACUCCUUGGCCAGUGCUGUAGGCUAUUCAAAAUUGGGUGGCGGUCCAAAUGCUGCAUAUUUUGGCUCAUUGCAACGUCUAAUGCCAUACAAUUUGGAAUGUGAUUUUGCUGUUACCCAGGAACGUUCGUUUUUGGAUGAGGAUGAUGAUGACUUGGAUGAGCAUGAGCAUCGUAUGCGUAAAUAUUGGGGUGUUGCAACUACAGAGUUGUAG
This is a messenger RNA of Lucilia sericata (common green bottle fly), 2937 nucleotides long. RefSeq names its product protein phosphatase PHLPP-like protein (gene Phlpp). The transcript is spliced from 3 exons. Bases 25 to 2937 code for a protein of 970 amino acids. Lineage: Eukaryota; Metazoa; Arthropoda; Insecta; Diptera; Calliphoridae. The record is from RefSeq and is a predicted model, not a curated record. Gene Ontology annotation, molecular function: receptor serine/threonine kinase binding.